CUCUAUAGGUUCAAUGUGUGGGACGCUGAGAUUGGCUGCUCUCUGCAGUGUGAGCUGAGAACCAGGAAGUGCAGAGUGCAUGGUGAGAAUGUGCAGGUGAAGCUCUCCUGGCAAAGCAUUUCCUUGGAUACAGGGCUGGAAAGCUGACCAGGUGGGUUGGCACUACAAACACACCAAAUCUCACAUAGGAAUGUCACAGAGUUCAGCAUUCUGUCCUCAAACUGUGUAACAUGUAACACUAAUAGUAAGAAUGAACUGAAACAGUUUUAGGAUUUCAGCCUUGUCCUGAUUAUAAUUAUUAGAGCAUCACAGUGAGGGUAACUGGGAAUACAUCGUAUUUGUAUAUGUUGUGUCUGUCACCUAAAUUAAAUAUGGUGCAGAUUUCAGAGUAUUAUUCUUUAAAAUAUAAUGUUAUGUGUUGGUGAGGUGCAUAGCAGAAUUACAGCUUUGUUUAUUUUUAUUUUGCUUAUUAGCUGUAGUGGUGGGCACUAAUAGGCACAUUCUGUCACAUUAUCUGCCAUGCAUAUGGCUAUUAAUACUUUUCUGACUAACUGUGACAUUUUUAAUUCUAGAGUCCACAGCUGCACUUUGUCACUAUUAUUGAUUGGCACAUUGUUCAGUUAAUCAAUAUUAAUAUUAGAGUUAAUAAAGCAAAUAGGAAGAGCUGGAUAAUUAUUGCUCUACUUGUUGCUAGCUGGCUACAUGCCUGACAAUCAGCCAGCCUCUGGAUUAGGAUGAUCUGAGUUAUAAUUUGAUGAUGCACAGAGGGGACACAGCUCACUGGCAGAGAAUAAUAGGAGAUGUUGUCAGAUACCUCUGAGUUUAUUCACUAUGCUGUGAAAUUUAGUGAAUUUUAAAUUAAAAUAUGAAAACUUUACUGUACUUCUUUUUAAGAAUUUCUCAAAACCGAUAUAUUAACCUAAAUCUUGCCAUUCAAAUUUUAAUCCAGUACUAUUCAUAUUUUUCUGGAUGAUCCCGAGCCUUUUCCCCCAUUAACUAUUUUAGCUAAACGUAAAGUAGGUACUUUUGUUAGUAUUCUGAAUGUAGGCUUAAAUUAAGAAUAAUUUUUCUCAGUUUAUAAUUAGACAUCUAUGAAGGGGUAAAUCCUUAAUUUAUAAUGUUUACUGACAUUCGUGCAUGAAUGCGUGAGAAUUCUCAAAGCAAUAACAAAUUUAAGGACAAAAUUGCCAAACUAGAAGCAUAGUUGGCUUGAGGAAUGCUUCCAGUAUUGCUAUAUUAGGCUGUAAACUUUAAAUUCAUUUUGAAUUCCCUUUCCCAACAAUUAUCCCUUUAGUGAAUAACUAAAAUGGCAGUGGGAAUGAAAUAUUUCAGAAAAUGUUUAGGAUGGCAGCUGGUAAAACAGUGAAUACUUACUACAUGUUAUCCUGCUCUAUUGUGUUCUGUAGUGAAGACAGCCUUCAGUGCAUUAGAGGAACUCAUGUGGGAAUAUGAUUAUUACAGCCACACUGAAUUAGUCAGAGACAAGCAAAAUUAAAAUAUACCUAACACAUCCUCUCUUGAAGGGAUCUCUACUUUUUGAUAGUUUUCAGUUGACGAUAUCCAAACUACUUGAGCAGGAAAUCAAAUUCCAAAGCGCUUACAGAAGGGGUGCUCAAAAGGUAGAUCCCAAAAUGUUGAACUACCACUCCCUUGAUGCUUUGCAUGCCUUUAGAAUGCCAUUUGAAUGACAAAACCUCAUGGAAGCUGUAGUUUUUAAAACAUUUGGGAUCUAACUUUUGGGCACCCAUGGCUUACAGCAUUGUUGCAGAUUUUAUACGUUCGAGUUAGAAAAAUCUUCUCUGUUAAUGAAUUACAUAGUUUGGUGCUUUUAUAAUGAACCAUGCUGUCUUUGAUCAAAGAAUAACUUUUUUUUUUUUUUCUCUCAAGGUCAUCAUUGUCUUUAAGGGCAGUGCUUAGACCAGCAAAUAAAGUAUGCAAUCUGUUUGGACUUCCAGUAAAGAUUCAUGCUAGGAUUCUUGGCAGAAUUAGCCAUCUAGGAGCACUGCAAUAAAAGAUCAUAUGAUGGCAACUUCCCCGUUGUUAAACUUUUAUUUUAUUGUUUUUGCCAUUCUUGAAAGACUUGUUCUUUUGUAGAAUUACAUACAGUAUGUCCCUGGUUAGUGCCACUUUUUGUCUCAAAUUAAACAAUUGUGUGAACUCUUAUUGCACAAUUACAAAACACACAUUGAAUGUUUCAAAUUGUGCUCCCUAUAUAAGCAGUAAUUUUAUAAUCUGAACAAUAUGACUUUUUUUUUAUCCUGAAUUCAUUCAGUUAUGAGAAUAGUCCCCAUUUUAGUGUAAGUUAACACUGCUGGUGGUUUUUAUAAAUAGUUGGGUGCAAUGUUAAAUAUGACACACAAUAGGUCGGUGAUUCUCUGAAACCUACAACCACUUCAUAAUGGUCUUACAAGAUUCCAAAUUAUACUUUGUAUAAACUGAAUAAGGAAGUUUGUUUCUUAACAUCAAUAUUCAGCAAGUUAUUUGAAAUGUUUUCUAUUCCAUUGUUAUACUUACUAACUAUCCUUGCCUUUUGUGUCACUAUACCCCACUCUUUUUAGGAUGUAAGCUCAUUGAGCAGGGCCCUCAACCCCUCUGUUCCUGUGUGUCCAACUUGUCUGGUUACAACUACAUGUUUGUUCGUCCACCCACUGUAAAGCGCUGCUGAAUUUAUUGGCGCUAUAUAAAUAAUAACAUGAUAACUAUCCUUACUGCUUUAGCCAUUUCAAGCGUUUAAAAAAAACAAAAAUUGAUUCCCUAAUGUGUGUGUUUUUCUCCUAGGUCCAUAUUAAAAGGACAACCCCCGCUGCACAAGCAUGGUUUGCGCGUUAGGAGAAGAAUAUAGGAUAUGUUCUUGCAAUCACUCCUGCAUCUCCACAGAAUGUGUUCACCAUGCUAUUCUUAGGACUCAUAGCAUUUGCAUGGUCUCUGACUUUUUUUAUCCCAAUAUGGGAGGUGUGGAGAGUCAUAUUUAUCAACUAUCCCAGUGCCUGAUUGAGCGAGGACACAAAGUCAUAGUUGUCACUCAUGCCUAUGGGGAUAGGAAAGGCAUCCGUUAUCUUACCAAUGGUCUGAAAGUAUAUUAUUUACCUUUAAAAGUAAUGUAUAACCAGUCUACUGCAACAACUCUUUUGCAUAGCCUUCCUCUGCUCAGGUAUAUUUUUGUAAGGGAACGUGUCACUAUCGUCCAUUCGCAUAGCUCAUUCUCCGCAAUGGCUCACGAUGCUCUCUUCCAUGCUAAGACGAUGGGACUCCAUACUGUGUUCACGGACCACUCACUCUUUGGUUUUGCCGAUGUCAGCUCAGUGCUCACCAACAAACUUCUCACGGUUUCUUUGUGUGAUACAACUCACAUCAUCUGCGUAUCUUACACCAGCAAAGAAAAUACUGUGCUCCGAGCAGCACUGGAUCCUGAAAUUGUCUCUGUGAUUCCAAAUGCUGUUGACCCCACGGAUUUCACUCCAGACCCACUUAAGAUAAAGGACAACAAAAUUACCAUUGUGGUUGUUAGCAGACUUGUAUACAGAAAAGGUAAUCGUUUUCUUAGUGGGUUCAAUUAAAAUGAUCACCUUUUAAAUGUAGUACUUACAAACCAUCUUCUAAUUGUGUGUUGUUUCCUAUAUUUAGUUUACACAUGAUUAUAAAAGGACCACAAUAGGCACCAAGACCAUGUCUAAUAAAUUAAGGAGUCUGGGUGCAGUGCCACUGCUGUUUUACUCUUGCAAUGUAAAACUUUACCAUUUUGGAGAUACGGUAAUGUUCACAGUACGGGGCUAAACACAGAUGGGCAACCUCCAGCACUCCAGGGUGUUCUGGCUAUAUCUUUAUAAUGCUUAUACAGCCAAAUAAUACUGGCAAAGCAUCAGGGAAGAUGUAGUCCAGGGCAUCUGUAGUCCUCACACUUUGCAUGUGGACAUUGAAUGUUAAAUCAAUGCUUCUCAUAAAGAAGCAUUGGAUUCAAAGUUUCUCUGAGAAGCAUGUGAUCAAUUCCAGGUGAGUACAACAUUAUUUUAAUAGAUUUUUGUUUUUUAAUUAAAAAAGGGACCCUACAAGCUAAAACACCCUACCCUGCUUUUUAAACAACAAGGGGUUUAGUUUCCAUUGCAGAGUUUAACACACCUCUAGUGGCUGUCUUCCUGACCAUUACUAGAGGUGCUUCCUCUGUGAGAUUCUUCUAUUUUAAACACACGUAGGCAAAGGGAAUAACUAAAUAGGUAUAUUAAAACCUAUCGUAAGGAACACGUUUUGUAUUCCUAAUGCUGUAGUGUUCCUUUCAUAUUUCCUUUUAAUGUUUAUUUUUUCACAAAACAAACCUCAGAUAUAGUCUGUGCCAGAAAAAAAAAACACUGAAAAAGAGUUUUGUAAGAAUUGCACAUACUAAAUUCUACUGCAUAUAUAUAUUUUCUAAAUAAAUAAGUGCAAACAAAAGAGAAUUUAAAUACAUUUUAUACAUUCUCAAAGUCAUUGAUAUAUGCACAUUGGCCAUGAAUCUUUGAGGCACAAUGACCUAAUUUGAUGAGGUAAAACAUGGUCGAGUAGUAGAAACUGGGAAAAUCCUGCAGCCAGGUCUCUAUCCAUCAACGCUUUGUACUAUUUCCAGUUGAUUUAGAUGCUUCAAGCCAAUAUGGCGUUCCUAUGCUCUGCAUAAUGCAUGGUUGUGUUAUAGCUUGGGGGAAAACCUGUCUAACUCUUUAUCUUUGACUAUUAAUAUGCAUAUUGUACAUAUAGGAUGAGAAUCAGAUGUACAAACCAGUCAAAAACACUGCACAGAUACCCCGCACGAGUCCUAAUAUGUACAUGCAAAAAUGAAACCAAAACCACAAGGAUUUAAGGUUAGAUGGUUUUUAUGGAAAAACGUAUUGAAUGCAAUAAUAACAUCCUUUUUCCUGCAGGGAUUGAUCUACUAGGUGGUAUCAUUCCUAAAAUGUGUCACAAAUACCCAGAACUGCAUUUUAUUAUUGGUGGUGAGGGGCCUAAACGAAUCAUUUUAGAAGAAGUGCGAGAAAGAUACCAACUCCAUGACCGGUACGUUAAAUCAUGAAUAACCCCAUGCCUUAACUUUUUUGUGUGUGUGUGUGUGUGUGUUUGGAGGCUGUAUGUUCAAGGUUUCAGUAAGAAAUGCUCUACAUUUAGAGAUGAUAAAUGUUGCAGUCUCAGAUGUAACUCCACCUCCAGUAGUGUAUGAGCAAGGGGUUCGGGUCAAUUUGUCCUCAAUGUCUCCUGCUAUGGGCACGUUUGCAUGAGUGCUGUUUUGGGGGUGGGAAGCAUGACCAACACUGUUUUUAGUUGAAGUGACCUUUUAAUGUCCAACUCGUCUGGUUACAAAUACUUGUUUGUUAGUCCACUCAUUGUACAUCGCUGCAGAAUUUGUUGGAGCUUUAUAAAUAAUAAUGAAAACCCCAGCGGUUUAUUGGGCCCCUGCUGCAAUACAGCCAUUCAAGUACAAUCUACAUAUUUUUUUUUAAUAUUUUUUUUUCUAGGUGCUCCUCUUUCUAGAUAUAACAUUAAAGGACCACUGUAGUGCCAGGAAAACAAACUUGUUUUCGUGGCACUAUAUAGUCCUUAGAUCCCCACCCUCAGGGCCACCCUCCCGCUGGCCUGAAGGGGUUAAUACCCCUUCAGCCACUUACCUUGAUCCAGCGCAGAUGACCUCACCUCCCCCUCCGACGUCAACUCCCAAGUGGACCCGCGUGCGCAUUCAAACCGCUCAUAGGAAAGCAUUACUCAAUGCUUUCCUAUGAACAUUCUGCGUGCUCAAUGUGUUUUCUCGCAUUAAGCGUAAGCACCUCUAGCGGCUGUCAGGAAGAGGCUGAAUUAACCCUGCAAUGUAAACAUAGCAGUUUCUCUGAAGGGUUAAAACCUGGGGGACCUGGCACCCAGUCCACUUCAUUGAGCUGAAGUGGUCUGGGUGACUAUAGUGGUCCUUUAAUGGAGUAUUCCUUACUUAAAGGGAUACUGUAGGCACCCAGACCACUUCAGCUCAUUGAAGUGGUUUGGGUACAGUGUCUUUAUUUCAGCACUAACUCUGCCUCCAGUGGCUGUCUAUCAGACAGCCACAAGAGGUGCUUCCUAGAUGUUAACAGAAUUUUGGUCCGGUAACUGAUGCUGGAUGUCCUCACGCUCUGCACGAGGACAUCCAGGGUCGGCUAUUAUCCCCAUAGAAAAGCCUGGAUUCAAUGUUUUCCUAUGGGAGGCCUAAUGUGUUUGGAUCAGAUAAGUAAAUAAAGGGUGCAUAGCCUUCCUCUGCUCAGGUGUGUGUAUGUGUGUGUGUGUAUAUAUAUAUAUAUAUAUAUAUAUAUAUAAUUUUUUUUUUUUUUUUAACCCAUUCGCAUAGCUCAUUCUCCGCAAUGGCUCACGAUGCCAUUCUAACCCUUUAUUUACCACUGCAACGGGGGUGCGAUGGAGCUGGAGGCAAAGGGAGCUAUAGUGCCAGGAAUACAGCUUUGUAAUCCUGCCACUUUAUAGUAUUCAUUUAAUUUGUUUAACAUACUAAUGUGUAAUUCAGUUUGUUUGUUUUUUUUCUGUCCUUCAUCUUAAAAUGAUUAAAGCAUAUCCUACUAUGGCUACAAGGCUUUUCUUCCAGUUGGUGCCCUCUCACUGCACAGGUUAAAAGGAUUUUACAUGAUGAGCUGAAUGUUUUUGGGUAGGGUUUGUGCAUUUUACAUUAAAAGGACAAUGUUCUUAAUGUUAUAUAUAUUGCAAACUACACCAAUCCCAUUCUCGUAAACAAUAAGGGCUUGGUAUAAACAAUGUGGCUUUUCUGGUCUGUUUGGUUUUACGUUUUGCCUUUUUUUUUUGUAUAAAAUGUUUAGAUAUCAAAUUGGACUAUUGUACUAUACAUGACUCUAACAGUCUUAGGGAUCGACCGAUAUCAUAUUUUCGUCUCAUAUGCCCCCUAAUCCUUGAGGUAUUCGAUUGUUUUGUAUAACAAACAAUAGAAUACCUCAAGGAUUAGGGGGCAUAUCUCAGAUGAAAAUAACAUUGAAAACUUCUGAUUAUUAGCGUAGAAUAACAAACACCAAGUUUUUUCCAUAACCUUGUAUUUUUCAUUUUUAGAGUACAACUCUUGGGUGCAUUGGAGCAUCAGGAAGUACGGAAUGUACUAGUGAAAGGAGAUAUCUUUCUAAAUACAUCCUUGACUGAAGCUUUCUGUAUGGCAAUUGUAGAAGCUGUUAGCUGUGGAUUGCAGGUUAGUUUUCAGACAUACCGGUACUACAAUUUACGUCGGGAUAGGUAGUCAGAUCAUGGGUCAAAAUCAUCACUAAAAACGUAUGCAAGAUAAACAGACAAUGAUCACAUUGCAGUUCUCAAAUACAGACAUUAUUCUGCACUCUAUCUGGUCAGAAAGUAGUAUUAUCCAUUUAUCUGUAAAAAUAUAUAAAGUAAUUUGUUGACUAUAAGUAAAACCUAGAGAGACUACCAAAACGCUGCUAUCCUCUAUGGAAGGGUCUCUUUUCAAACUAAAAUAAACCUUUAAACAACACAAAAUAGGGUGGGGAAACAAAUCUGUGAUGUUGGGGGAGACUAGGCCACAAUGGUAGUUUUAUGUAAGAAAGAAAAAGGUAAGGUUAUUAAAACAUGCAUUUUUAUUGUUUUAUAUUAGAAAUACUGUACAAAAAAAAAUACAGUGCUGUAAUAAUUAUAGUCAAAAUAAAUAAAAUAAAAACAGGUACACAUGGCUUCUCUAGUCUCGGUGUCCCUAAUAAAUAUUGAGAGUAAGUGGUGUGAUUAAUUGUGUGGGGCUGAAUAGGAAAAAAAAAAACAGCCAAAUUACAUUUCACUGUGGUUGUUCCAGCUAAUGAUUGUAGGAGGAAAUAUAGAUAUAGGUAUAGAGCAGCUAGUUCUUUUGCAUAAACUUAAAAGAAGAAAAUAAAUUGAGGCAGUAUUUGCGGUAGAUUUUCAUGAAUAUAUGUAUUCAUUAGAUCUAAGGCAAAGAGGAAAAAUCUGUAUAAUGUACAGCAAGGGGUGCCCAUGAUGUAGUUCCCCUAGAUGUUGUAAAAACUUCAACUCCCAUGAUGCUUAGCAUGCCUUUAGAAUGACAAAGCAUCAUGGAAGCUGUAGUUAAAAAAAAAAAAAAAAAUCAAAAAAAAAAUUAAAAAAAAUCAGGGGAUCUAAUGUUUGGGCACCCCUGAUGUACAGUAUAUCACAGUAAUGUGCAGUGUGUAUGAAUGUAUCACAGAGCACAACAGUGAACUCCCUGUAAUGCAAAGUGUGUUUAAGUAUAUUGUAUAACUCAACAGCAAUAUUUUUGUUACACUAACAUAUGUUGUGUACAUAUAAAACUAAUUUUGCAGAUAGAAUGUAGAAUGCCGUUAUAUAAAGUUGCAUGUUGGUUGUAAGCACAUUUUAUGCCUAGCUAGUGGCUCAAUGCUUGACAUUUAUUAUUGACAGUUACCUAUUUUGGCUGUACCCCCACCCUAACUACACGUCCACUUUUCCAUCCUAAAAAAAUAAGCCCCAAUCUAGCCAUUUGUGGUUUCAGAGAUUUUGGCUUUUGCAAAAUACAUCCAUGAAUUAAUGAAACGUUGCUAUUGGUUUCCGAGAAUUGUUGGUAUGCCGUCUUUCAAAGUUGCAUCUGCAGAAUUUAAUUUACUGGUGUUGUUUGCUUUAACAGGUGGUGAGCACAAGAGUAGGUGGCAUUCCUGAGGUUCUGCCAGAGAAUUUCAUUAUUCUUUGUGAACCCUCUGUGAAGUCGCUUUGCAGUGGUUUAAAGAAAGCUAUAGAUAACAUGAAGUCCGGAACCUUACCGAGUGCCGAUGCCAUCCAUAAGGAAGUGAGGGAAUUUUAUACUUGGAGAGAUGUCGCUGAAAGGACUGAAAAAGUGAGUACUCUCCGCUCCCAGAAAGCUGAAUGUUUAUUGCUAAAAUACUAUAGGAACUAUGGUGACUUUAUCUAACUUUCUGUAUACACAGGAUGUGCAUCAAAUUUGUAUCCCCACCUAAAUGCCCUUUCUUUAAUCGUAGUUCAUUUAGGUUUACUGAUUAUAGCAUUUAUGCUUUACUCUUUAUGCUCUCUUUAGGCUAUGUUAAAGGACCACUAUAGGCACCCAGACCACUUCAGCUUAAUGAAGUGGUCUGGGUGCCAGGUCCAGCUAGGGUUAACCCUUUUUUUUUUUUAUAAACAUAGCAGUUUCAAAGAAACUGCUAUGUUUAUGUUAGGGUUAAUCCAGGCUCCAGCUAGAGGCGCUUGCGUGCUUCUCACUGUGAAAAUCACAGUAAGAAGAUGCCAGCGUCCAUAGGAAAGCAUUGUGAAUGCUUUCCUAUGAGACUGGCUGGCUGCGCGCGCAGCUCCUGCCACGCAUGCUCAUUCAGGAGAGGAGGAGGAGGAGGAGGAGGAGGAGAGCUCCCCGCCCGGCGCUGGAAAAAGAGGUAAGUUUAACCCCUUCCUCCCCCCUCAGCGCCACGGGAGUGGGACCCUGAGGGUGGGGGCACUCUCAGGGCACUAUAGUUUUCCUGGCACUAUAGUGGUCCUUUAAGUUAGAAGUGAGUCCUAUUGAGUCCUAUUUGGAGCAAUGUACAGUCUGGGAUAGUAACACUGGAAUGUUGAAUGAAGCAUUCUGCGUUUAAGACUGCAUCAUUCCAGGAAACAAAGUGUACAUACUAAGAUGGAGAUAUCAGAAGACUGAUUGCUAUUUUUUAUUUAUUUACAUAAUUAUUUAUGAAAUCCUACUCUUUCCUAUAAAUAUUCUGUUCCUAUCAACAUCCAAGGAUGUACAGGUAACUAGGUGCACUUGAUACGUGACACUUAUUUUUCUAAACUUUACAUACUCGGUUUGCAGUCACAAAUGGACCACAACAUUCAUUGGCACAACCCCUUACUUCACUAACGUGCAAAUGGGAUGCACAGUUACUUAGCUUAGCUGCCACGGCACAGCACAUGCACAUUAGGAUCUCGCCGUGAUACUGUUGGAGAAGACUGUAAAUACCAAAAGACUUCUGCACUGGAAUAAGGGAAGUGGAGGCAGAGGGACACUAUAGUGUUCCUUUAAAUACCUACAGAUUGAUGGAGGGCUUAAGUAAAAUAUGAGUUUGGCACAUUAUACAUAGUUACUUGUUUUAAGCACAUUAGUUAUAUAGCGAUCUUCAAAUAAUAUAUACAUAAAAAGCUGCCAAGUAUAUCUGAGAGGCCUGCAUGUCUGGCAUUCCGAAAGUCAAAUAAUGAUUUCAAUAAAGACACAGUUACAAUAAAAAUAAUGGCACCCUUAAAUAAUCCUGAUUCCUAGGUAUGCAUUACUAUAUUAUAUUGUCUCUUUAGCAUCUCAGAGUUUAGAUAUACUGAGAUUCAGCUGUCAGAGUUCAUGCAUUCUGAUGUGCAUUUAUAUAUUAAUGGUUUGAUGGUCUUUAUCCUCUGAUUUUGUCUCCCUCUAGGUGUAUGAUCGGGUAUCACGUCAGACCGUAUUACCAAUGAACAAGCGACUUGAACGACUUAUAACGCACUGUGGCAUGGUCACAGGCUGUAUUUUCGCUCUGUUUGCCAUAGUUACUUACAUAUUCCUGAUCUUUCUACGAUGGAUGACUCCUGAUUCCGUGAUUGACAUUGCUAUUAAUGCCACUGGACCUGAAGGGGCUUGGACCAAACAUUAUCCUCCUAAAAAAUCACUAAGAAACUGACCUUUUACUAUUAUUUUAGUAGAGUAUUGCACUGUAUCCUACUGCCAAUGCUAUGUCCGUAUGACUUGAGAGCCACCGAAAACAUAUACAUUAUACGGUUAUUUACGAAAGUGAGAAUUCAAACUAAAUUCAAAGGAGAUUCUAGCUUUAGGAAUCCAAACAUGUAUUUCUAAAACUAGAGUGUUAUGCUAACUAUUUAGAUUAAGUAAAAUAAGUAGUCUUGCCAUUCUGCCUCUGGCUGAGAUCAUCCUGUUCUAAGCCAAACCAAUGCAUCUCCAUUGGGAGGCUAGUGAACUGUUGAGCCAGCAUGGCCAGUCUGUUUGCCCCAGCACUACUAUAAUUAUCUGUAGUGGUUCUGGUGGCUACAGAGUCCAUUUAAGGCCAACAUAGCAUAACUAGAAGAGAAUGCUGAGAAUGAGUGUUUCCAAUGUGGCUAUUUUUACCUUGAAUUUGAAAUUCACUAUGAAUUCUAAGUUUAGUAAAUAAAACCAAUUACCAUGUCUUCAAUAUACAUCAAAUUGUAGUGAAUUUGAAACUGAAUUGUAAAAUUUACGAUUUACUAUAUUCUUAGUUAUUUCUGUAGCUAAAUUUACAGCUUGGCUAUGUCUAUCUAAAUUUUGCAAUUCUGUUUCACUUCUACUAAAAGUCAGUGUUGAGUAAAUAAACUCCAUCUUUAUUACAAGUGAUACAAUUGUCAGUGAGCAAAUCAAUAACUUGCCUUCCUCCUUGAACACAUAGGAUUGUGAAAUCCACAAUUACUAACGUAGUUACAGCUGUGGACGUAUUGAGUCACUAAACAACUUGAAUAUGUUAGAUGUUUCUACUUAGUUUGUACUUUGUAUUAAGGGCCGUAAGUUUUUUGCUGAAUAGCAAUGCAAAGUAUGGCUACAUUAGUAAGGGUACUUUCCCAGAUAUAUAAUACGGUUUGUAUGAAUUUAAUGACUCAAGGAAAGAAGGAAGGCUUGUUUCGGCAAAAUGACAAUAGCUAGGAUGGAAGCUUACCCUUUCUCUGUAACUUUAAAGAGAGCCUGUAGUCCAUGAAAUAUAUUUUUUUAGAGACUCUAGUUUCCUUUCUAUCUCUGUGAGCACUGUCCUCUACUUUUUUUGCUGCUAAAUAUUAAAGUUAAAUAAUGACCACUUGCCUAAUUUCCAGCACCAAGACUUCUUUGUUGCAGUCGCGUGCACCGACUUCGAUGACGUCCCUAUGACUGCUGCUGUCUUCUGCGGUCACCUCCAAUCAAAUGCUUCUCUUAAAGAAUUGGAGAUAUGCAUGCGUGGCCGAGCACUACUCUCCUCCACUAAAAUGCUGUGAGCAGCAUUUGAAUGCAAGACCGAGUUUCACUCGGUUCUGAGGGAGGAAGCGCCUCUAGUUGUUAAGAAGACAGUCACUAGAGGUGCAUUUAACCUGCAAUAUAAACAUUGUAAUUUCUACAAAGCUGCAGUGUUUUACAUUACAGGGUUAUAGUGACAGGACCACGGCACCCAGGCCACUUCAUUGAGAUGAAGUGGUCUUGGGUGACUGUAGUGGUCCUUUACUCCAUACAUCAGUUACAGGUGUAUCUUCUUCUUGCACUGAUAAAGUGCAGUAUUUAGCUUUGUCUUAAAAUAUAUACAUGACUUUACGAAACUGUGGAUUGUGGUUAACUGACCACAAGUAAAAUUUAGAUGAGAAUUUCUACUUUGCUAUGUUGCAGGUUUUUUUUGUGACUUUAUUUUGCCAUUGAUUUGGAAACUUUAUCUGCUUACGGUUUGUCUCCACAGUAAUCAUUUCUUUACUCAAAUGAUGCUGAUGCAACAAACCAAGUGUUUACAGCAUAUUUAGCACUCCUAAAAAUUGUACACUUGAAAUAUAUAUAUAUAUAUAUAUAAUUUUUUUUUUUUUCAUGAGCUGUUGAUCAAAGAUGUUUAUAUAGCACUUUUUGAGUAAUUAAAAGGGGAACUAUAGGCACCAAGACCACUUCAUCUCACUGAAGUGGUCCCUGUCUUAUUAGCAUUGCAGCUGCAAACAUUGCAGUUUCACAGAAACUGCAAUGUUUAAAUUGCAGGGUUAAGGCAGCCUCUAGAAGCACUCCGUGAAACUACACUGGACGUUCUCAGCAUCUUCUAAAACCCCAUAGGUAAGCGUUGAGUCAGUUAGUCAGUCGGCGCUAGUUCCCCCACAUCUGCUGACCUUGGAGGAGGACCCAGCACCAAGAGACUGCGGCGUUGGAUUCGGGUAAGUGAAAAAAGGUUAUGUAUACCUUUUACUUGUCAGGGGUUCAGAGGGACCCUUUAAGUUUAGGAAUACAUCUUUGUAAUACUAAUACCAUUUUCAUUUGAUAUAUUAUCCUUUAAAAGAAUGGGGGGAGAGGGGAAAAUAAUUAAAAUGGACCCUAGAGCACCAUAGCUCCUGCAGGGCCUUCUAUUGGUUAUGGUGCUAUGGUGCUAUAGUCUUUGGAUGUUACACUCCGUUUUCUAUUAAACUGCUUUUGAGUAGUUUUACAAGAAACUCUGCUCCGUCCUCAAAGGCACCCCUGGUUGACGUCUACAUGUUCCAUCCAACCUUAUUGUCUGCAGUCUAUUGUUUGCCAUCAAUUGUUGGAUCAGGUCUUAUUCUGAUAAUGUGUAAAGGAAUCUAUAGGACAUGGUUUUGCUUGCCAGGUAGAGUCCUGAUUUAUAUCAAAGCUUUUAAAGGUGGGUUGACAAAAAAUGGGGUGGUAGCCAUUGAUUCAAUGAGCUGUGACCACUACUAUGAACUGUGGUGGUUAUGGUACUUAGACUGUUUCUUAAGAACACUUUGUUGCAUAAAAAAAAAAUUUGAUAGUUACAUAGGCUGAAUAGAGACAUGUGUCCAUCAAGUUCAGCCUUUCUCAUAUCUGCUUUUGCUGUUGAGCUAAAAGAAGGCAAAAUAAUUCCUUCUUGACCCCAGAAUGGCAGCUAUAUCUUUCCUUAAGUUUCAAGAAGCUGUUCUCACACAUAUUAAACAUUAUAUCCCUGAAUAUUAUGUUUUUUUCCAAGUAUUCAUCCCGUUGCUAUACAGACUUGGAUGUGCUAAAAGCUGCCUGAAGUUUUGAUGGGAAGAUAUGUGUUCAUGCUAAUAUAUAGAUAUUCGCUGCUCUUUUCUGUCUGAUAACCUAAGCACAUAGCCUUAUAGUUAAAGGAGCACUAUAACGUUGGGAAUGUAUCUAUGUAUUCAUCAAGCUUUCUUUACUUACCUUAUUUAAACUGGCGCACCAGUCUCGCUGCAGCCACUGCUUCUACCCUGGAUGAGACUUUCAUUACAAAUUAUUUCAGCCAAUCCAAUGCUUCCCCAUAGAAAAGCAUUGGGGGACUAAUGUGCAUGUGCAGCAAUCGCCUCACCAGCAAGUAUCCUCUCAUACAUGUGCAUUGGCUCAAUGCGUCUCUAUGGGGUGCGUACAGCAUCUUCACACAGAGUGCAAAAGAGGAAGGGCCUCUGUCUGAGUAAAUGCCAUUAGAAAGUCCAUUCAGUACAUAUGUAAACAAUGACCAUUCUCAGGAAAGGCAGUGUUUACAGUUGUUAGCCUGCAGGGACAGACUCUAAGCACUCGAACUAAUACAUUAAUGGGACACUGCUGCUCCCAAAAAAAGAAAAAUCACUAUGUAGCAGAACUCUUGUCUGCAGUUUUUGCAAGCCCUCCCCUUCACAGACUUUCUGGUGCUGUCCAAUCUCAGACCUCCCAAUGCAUCUUAAUUAAAAGUCUUUGCAAGGCAGUUCUGGGCACUAGUCUGCCUCUCGAAUUUAACUACGUCGAGUUAAACAACCAGGAAGUAACAGGACAUGUCUGAUUAAGAGCCAUGGAUGUAACAAGGCUACUUCAUAGAAGUGCCAAUUACUAUUGAAAUCUAGAUUUUUUUUUUUUUUAAAUGAAUAAAGAGAACACACCCUUCUAUUAUAAAGCACUUUGGCAAGCUAAAGUGCUUUAACAUAGAAACAUAGAAUGUGACGGCAGAUAAGAACCAUUCGGCCCAUCUAGUCUGCCCAAUUUUCUAAAUACUUUCAUUAGUCCCGGGCCUUAUCUUAUAGUUAGGAUAGCCUUAUGCCUAUCCCACGCAUGCUUAAACUCCUUUAAGUGUUUGAACUGUUCCGUUAAGCUGUAAUACUUCUGAUGCUUAGAGUCCCCCUUUAAAUACAUCUCCGUAUAGCUUAAGAGAAACUUCAUGUUCUGAAAACCACAUUUUAUAAAGUCUUACAGAUAUUUGUUUAUUGUGAUUGCAAAUUGCGUUAUGAAGCCUGUUUUGCCGGAUUUAACUCUUUACAUAUUUUUUUUUUUUUUUGUAUCCUUAAAUGCAUUUGAUGGCUUGCAUUUUUCAUUGAGAUGUUGGGAAGAAAAUUCCUGGAACUGCAAUUAUUUUUAAAUAUUUUUUAAAGUAUUUAUUUCUCAAUUUAUAAGGGCUGUACGGUUUUGUAAGGUCUGUAAUGACCACAGCACUGUAUUGGAACAUUGUUUUAUGUCUAUUUCAGGAAGUUUGAAUGUAUUUUAUGAAAUUGUACGUAUUCUGUUUUAAACUGGAUAGUGCCAAUCAAACUGGUUUUCAAUGGAUUGUCUCAAGUCUUUCUUAAUGAGGAACAUUCUAAUGCAGUGUUAAGUUUUUUGUGUUUUUUUUUUCUUCUUCUUCUAAUCGAAAGAUCCUGCAAUCCACAGGCCACUGGAUGCACACUGGAUUUGUCCAUUUUGGGGGUCUUUGUGAAAUAUACCCUCAAAAUCGAAAUAUCUGCUUUAGGUUAUAAUGUUAAAAGAAAAAUAUCAAGUCGGUGCAGUUGGUGAAAAGGUAGGUGGGGGAAAGUGGCCUUUAGGCCAUGUGUAAGGAGAGCCAACAUUUCUGAUGGCAACCCAUAAUACUAAGUUCUAUUGCUCCAUGUGAUAUAAAAUGUAUUCUUUGAAAGAAAAUAUUUGUCUUAUAACAUUUUUUCUUUUUGAAUUCUGAAGCCAGAUAACAUGCUCAAGCUGAACAUUAAAUGUAUUUGAUCCUUUGAAAAUAAAAGGUUCAGGCAUG
Pelobates cultripes (western spadefoot toad) is the source of this 15602-nucleotide messenger RNA. NCBI's taxonomy places the organism in Eukaryota, Metazoa, Chordata, Amphibia, Anura, Pelobatidae. The record is from the annotation of a GenBank genome assembly.